Molecule: messenger RNA, 4838 nt
Organism: Gymnodraco acuticeps
Lineage: Eukaryota; Metazoa; Chordata; Actinopteri; Perciformes; Bathydraconidae
Product: serine/threonine-protein kinase 38-like
Exons: 14
Coding region: 374-1759 (461 amino acids)
Biological process (GO): peptidyl-serine phosphorylation; intracellular signal transduction
Molecular function (GO): protein serine/threonine kinase activity; ATP binding
Source: RefSeq, a predicted model, not a curated record
AAAUGCCUGCGUACGCCGUUGCGUGCCCAGAACGUCUGAUGGAUGAGACCAACGGUCCCAGGAAGCAGCUCUGCUUAUUCCUUAUUUUAUAGCGAUAAAGACAGGGAAUAUACGGAAUUUUGAGGUCAGCGGGAACAAAUAAUGGAGUAAAAUAAAGUAAAGAAUUGUGUCAGGUUAGCUUGCCGUCAACGUCAGGAUUUCUGUUAUGAUUUGGCGUUGAUUUCGGUGUUGUUUACUGGGCUGAGAGUUCAUCUUGGAGGGAUAACUGGAGCCUAAUAUUGGGCAGAAAAUACACAUUAUAUUUCUCUUAUAUCGAGGGGUGGCGGCCAGCCGAUAGUUAACUCUGGAGCCGGAAACGGAGGAGGGUGUGGCCAUGACAGGAGAGACUGCAGCUACCCUUCCCAUGAGCAACCACACCCGGGAGAGGGUGACUGUGGCCAAGCUGACCCUGGAGAACUUCUACAGCACCCUGCUCUCCCAGCACGAGGAGCGGGAGAUGAGGCAGAAGAAGCUGGAGAAGGCCAUGGACGAUGAGGGUUUGCCAGAUGAGGAGAAAGUAAUGCGGCGCUCACAGCACGCCCGUAAGGAGACUGAGUUCUUGCGACUGAAGAGGACGAGACUCGGCUUGGAUGACUUUGAGUCUCUCAAAGUUAUCGGGCGGGGAGCUUUUGGAGAGGUCCGUUUGGUGCAGAAAAAAGACACAGGACACAUUUACGCCAUGAAGAUUUUGAGAAAAGCAGACAUGCUGGAAAAAGAACAGGUCGCUCAUAUCCGGGCAGAGCGGGAUAUUCUGGUGGAGGCUGACGGAGCCUGGGUGGUAAAGAUGUUCUACAGCUUCCAGGACAAGAGGAACCUCUACCUCAUCAUGGAGUUCCUUCCUGGAGGCGACAUGAUGACCCUGCUGAUGAAGAAGGACACUCUGUCUGAAGAGGCCACACAGUUCUACAUCGCAGAGACGGUUCUGGCCAUCGACUCCAUCCACCAGCUGGGCUUCAUCCACAGAGACAUCAAACCAGACAACCUGCUGCUGGACUCCAGGGGACACGUGAAGCUGUCAGAUUUUGGCCUGUGUACGGGACUGAAGAAGGCUCAUCGCACUGAAUUCUACAGGAACCUGACGCACAACCCGCCCAGCGAUUUCUCCUUUCAAAAUAUGAACUCCAAGAGGAAAGCAGAAACCUGGAAGAAGAACCGGAGGCAGCUGGCUUAUUCCACCGUGGGAACACCAGACUACAUUGCCCCGGAGGUAUUCCUGCAGACGGGAUACAACAAGCUGUGUGACUGGUGGUCUCUGGGGGUCAUCAUGUACGAAAUGCUCAUCGGUUACCCCCCCUUCUGCUCUGAGACGCCGCAGGAGACGUACAGGAAGGUGAUGAACUGGAAGGAAACGCUCGUCUUCCCGCCUGAAGUCCCCAUCUCAGAGAGGGCCAAAGACUUGAUAUUAAAGUAUUGCACUGAUCCUGAAAACAGGGUUGGAGCUGUGAGUGUGGAGGAGAUCAAAAGUCAUCAGUUCUUUGAGUCGGUGGACUGGGAGCACAUCAGGGAGCGGCCAGCAGCCAUCUCCAUUGAAAUCAAGAGCAUCGACGACACUUCGAACUUUGACGACUUCCCCGAAUCGGACAUCCUUCAGCCGGCUAAUGCAACGGAGCCGGACUUUAAGUCGAAGGAUUGGGUGUUCCUGAACUACACAUACAAGCGCUUCGAGGGUCUGACUCAGCGAGGCACCAUCCCCACAUACAUGAAGGCAGGGAAGGCCUGACAGAGCUGUGGAGCAGGAACAGACGUUUACGGACACAGGGUCGGGCCUCGGAGCCCCGCUGCUGCUGAAGGCUCUCAGCCUCUCAGAAUACAUUUAACCCUCGUCACAACUUAUUUAGGUCUGCUUCAAGAACGACAAGAGCUCGGAAACGAAGGAGCGUUACCGCAUUACCUCGGUUGUUUAUAUAUCGUAUACACACGUGCCGUCUUUAGCCAUAGCUCUCAGGCCAGCUCCAUAACUAGGACUUUAAAAUCAGCUUGCCUGCAUGUACCUGCAGCAUAUUGCUUCUGGAGAGGCGACUUACUUCCAAAAGGGAAUAUUGGGAAUGAGGAUCGAGUACAAAUCAUUUGCACAGUUUCUACACUGGUGUCUAAAUUAGCUCUGAUGCAAACGUAAUGUCUCAUACUGAAGACUCUACUAAAACAGGCCCCCUUCACUUCCUGUCUGUGGAUUUUAAACGAAAGUUGUAGGACGAUUUCUAGAUAUUUGGCUCACUCUGCUUCAUAUUUCAGAGUUACUCAAACUAAAACAGAUAUCAUCUAUUUUUCAAAAGUGUAAAAAAAAGAUUUACUGACUGUCGGAAGCAUCAUGUUUUGGGAGAAAAGCUUCGGAAACCACAGCAUCAUGUGAGACAACUUCUGCUGAUCCUGGUGGUGCUAGUUAGCGAAAUGCUAUCCCAAAUUUAAGGGAUAGAAAAUAUAAACGAAUGAGGGAGUUCAAUUAAAGUUAAAACCCUGCUGGAUCCGUCAUGUUGAUUGAAUCAUAUACAUGCCAAUCUAAGUGCAGAGUGUGUCAGCUGUGUUGUUUUUCAGAUCAGGUCUAACGCUAAUGAUUAUUUCCCCAGAUUGAAUUCUAAUAACUUACCUCUCAGAUGGCAAAACGUGCAAAGUGCCUUUUUAAAAAGCUGAUAAAUAUUUAACCAGAUGUCUUGCAAUGUUAUCAUAGAUGAAUCAGAAGGUAUGAACUAGUAUUAUAAACUAUAAUUAAGCUAUUAAAAGGGGAGGAACAUUUGAAAAAGGGCCUGCAUAGAAAGAAUUGUAUUGGUUAUAUGAGUAAGCAAGGGGCUCAUAAAAACAGUGCACCUCUGAGAAACUAAAUUAGAAUAUUGGUGGGUAUCUUAGACAAGUAUACUUGGUUAAUUUUGAAUAAAGUAUCCAAUUACUGUAUUUAAUGUUACCUUUUCCCCCGCGCCCUAAAAGCUUAAUGUCAGGCAUGUCUUACUCACACACAGCGCUAAAAAUAGUUACCAAAUAACUAUUCACAUGUAGCUGUGGCUUACUGCACUUAACUUACACUACCUAACACCUUUCCAAGAGUGCUACACUUGGGGAUGGAAUAAAUUGCCAUUACUAUUUCUACACUGUAGAAAGAUGAGUGAGCAGAGUGUCAAUACAAGCUAUUGAUGUACAUACAGGGACAGGAAAUAUAGACUGUAGACACCACAGGGCUCCCGUACUGAACCGAUCGUGGUGCUAUUUGAGGAAUUGAUAGAGAAAGUGGUUUUUCAGUCUGAUAGAUUAGAGGAUUGUGUGAUAACACCGUCUGUUGAUAUUAUUUGUUUUGUUUAACUCAUUUAUCCAGGUAGUCCGGUUGCAAAUAGCCAAUAAUAAAGAUUUAGAGCUGCAUUGUCGCUAGUAGAAACAACAUCAGCAGUGUGCAAAUUAGGAAUGGCCAAUGUGUUAAUAUCUUAAUUAUUUAUAAUGUUUUAUGUUUGUUUAAAAUGAGAUGUUAAUAUUCAGUGUAUUUUUAAAUUGGAUAAUUUCUAUAUCACCUAAAAAUGGGGGAACUUUACAUUUGUAAAAAUGGUAUACAAUUGUUGCAGGUGGAGACGUUUCAAAAGAAGUUCCUACACUUCCCAUAAUGCAACUUGAUAGCAGCUUUUAUUAUACAGAAGUAAUUGAACUGUUUUGAUGGAAAAUCCGUCGAGUGCCCCUUUAAUUACAAACACAAAUUGUCAAGAAACACAAACUUAAACAAUCUGCCAUAAUACAAAUCCAAAAAGUAUCAUUGUAACCCAAAUACCAUGCUGCAGUGAUGAUGUAAUUCUGUAGUCCAACCCUAAAGUUAGCACCGCCCUGAUUCCCGUGACAAAAGCUAAUUGGUUGUUUCCAUUAGAUUCUGUACCAUUGCAUAACAUAAUCUCUAAAGUGUAUGAUACUUACUCAUAAUCUUUACAUAAACACUACUUUUAUAUUUUUGGCGUAAUAAGAUAACAUUAGGCUAUGAAGGAACUACAGCAUUGUCACUUGACUAAGCCACCACCUAAGCUAAAGGUGGCUAAUGUUCAGCGUGAUGAUGUUUAGUAGUCUUAUUAGGACACUUGGAAGCUUACAAAAAAACAGUGGGGGGUGUCGUUAUGUUUUUAUGUUGAGGUUAGAAAGUUUAAUCUCUUACAUUUGUGUUAAGAAAGUGAAGUUUAAUAAAUUCUGAGUUUCAGGACUCGUUUCUGCAGCAUCUAUUCAAAAUCAAUGCUAAUCAUAGGACAGAUGCAUGAUGGGGGAUUUUGUUGAUGGCUGCUGCUGAUUGGCGGGUAUGUUGUAUCCAUACACACAUAUGGUUGUAUCAUUGGAAAGCCGAUACAAAAUGCUGUAUUGAAAACCAAACAGUUACAUGAGAAACUGUGACUGUUUGGGACAUUUUCAUGAAGGACAUGAAGUCAUGCUAUUUGUUGUGAGGUGAUGUGUAACUUAGUUCAAUGUCAAACUCAUGUCCUGUGUUGCGUUGCAAUAGAGAAAUUAUUACUUUUUCCCCCUCAAAAGUAGAUCAAAAGAAGACUGCAUUUGGCAUUCAUGCAAUUCUAUAAACGUUCAAAAUGACUUGAAAUCCAUUAUUGUCAUUUUUCUUCAAUGGGAGCUAAAUUAUAAUGAAUUGAGUACAAGAACAUUUCACUUUUAUCACACGUUAAGCAAUUAAAUAUUAUAAUAAUAUAUCCCCUGCCAGUCUAACCCCUCCUUAGGCCAGGACCAUGUUGUGAGAGGUAUUUUGUGUAAUGCUGUGCACAUACUGUUGUAGACACUUGAAGGAAACUAUCUGUGGAAUUAAGGAAAUGUUCAUUAAUAUAUUAAAUAUUUCAGUCGUC